CAAAAUCUUCAAUUUUGGCUUAAAGUACAAACCGAUCAUGGCUUUUAUAAAACCCAGUUUUUCUUUUGAAGCCACCAGCCGUGACCACAAUGGCUUUAAUCACAUCAGUGUUUUUUAAGCCUAGCUCCUUACUUUUUUCACCUCGUCAAAGAGUAACAACGAGAACUAGGCCUUUCGCUUGCAAAGUCCAAAACUCGGGAUUUAAUCAAGCACAGAGAAAGCAGAGUCCUUUGCAUUCAAGUUUUGUAACUCAGUCGGCUUUGGCUAAUGGGGUGUCAGUUGUGGCAAAAGAAGCAGACCAAGAAGGGAAACCCCAGUGUAGAAUUCUGUUAUCUGAUAUUGUGGUGCAAAAUAGGAGGGAGGUGUUUUGGAGGACAAAUUGGAACGCUUUGGAUAUAGCCUCUGCUGGUAUCGUUUUAGCCACGCAUUUGCUCGGCCUUUGUGCACCUUUUUAUUUCACUUGGAAUGCCUUUUGGGUUGCUGCGGGACUCUAUCUGGUAUCAGGAUUGGGGAUUACGUUGUCUUUCCAUAGGAAUCUUUCUCAUAGAAGCUUCAAGCUUCCAAAGUGGCUGGAGUACUUGUUUGCUUAUUGUGGAGUUCAAGCACUUCAGGGGAACCCAAUUGAUUGGGUAAGCACACACAGGUACCACCACCAAUUUUGCGAUUCUGAAAGAGAUCCUCAUAGCCCCAUUGAAGGGUUUUGGUUUAGCCACAUGAAUUGGCUCUUUGAUUCAAAAACUGUUGCUGAAAAGCGUGGAGAAUCAAGCAAUGUUGGGGAUUUAGAGAAGCAACCCUUCUACAGGUUCCUUCAAACUACCUAUCUUCUCCAUCCAAUUGCAUUUGGAGUUCUGCUAUAUGCCCUUGGUGGGUUUCCAUUCCUGGUUUGGGGAAUGGGUGUGAGGAUUGUAUGGGUAUACCACAUCACAUGGCUUGUAAAUUCAGCUUCCCAUGUAUGGGGGAAGCAAGCAUGGAAUACUGGUGAUCUAUCCAAAAACAAUUGGUGGGUGGCAUUGCUUGCGUUUGGAGAAGGUUGGCACAACAACCACCAUGCUUUCGAGUACUCGGCCCGACACGGUCUAGAAUGGUGGCAGUUGGAUCUGACAUGGUAUGUAAUCAAAUUCCUUCAAGUUAUUGGGCUGGCAACUGAGGUUAAACUACCUUUUCAAGCUCACAAGCAAAGGAUGGCUCUCAACAACAGAGGUGUCGGAACCAUUCUAGUCUAAUCUUCACACCUUCAUUUGCAGGAGUUUGGUUAACUGUGAUGACCUCUUAACUCUGAACUACAUAUAUCUCUGGAAUCUUUUCCCUGAAUUAAAUUAUCAACACCCCCCCUGCCCCUA
This is a messenger RNA of Hibiscus syriacus, 1340 nucleotides long. Its product is annotated as palmitoyl-monogalactosyldiacylglycerol delta-7 desaturase, chloroplastic-like. The record is from RefSeq and is a predicted model, not a curated record. Bases 90 to 1223 code for a protein of 377 amino acids. Gene Ontology annotation, molecular function: oxidoreductase activity, acting on paired donors, with oxidation of a pair of donors resulting in the reduction of molecular oxygen to two molecules of water. Gene Ontology annotation, cellular component: endoplasmic reticulum membrane. Lineage: Eukaryota; Viridiplantae; Streptophyta; Magnoliopsida; Malvales; Malvaceae. Gene Ontology annotation, biological process: lipid metabolic process. The transcript is spliced from 5 exons.